This is a messenger RNA of Medicago truncatula (barrel medic), 2348 nucleotides long. NCBI's taxonomy places the organism in Eukaryota, Viridiplantae, Streptophyta, Magnoliopsida, Fabales, Fabaceae. The record is from RefSeq and is a predicted model, not a curated record.
UCACAAUUAGUUUAUGCUAUUUUAAUAUUAAAAAAAAUUGCAUUAUAGAAGCUCUUAGAGUAAUCUAAUUUCUGACACUAAUCACAAAAUGAAUGAUCCUAGAUCAAAGAUGAUGAUAUCUCCAGGUUUAUUACCAACAGAAUCAUUACUAGAUUCAUUGAUUCUAAUAUCCAAUGAAGUUAGUUCAAUGCAGAAAUUUCCAUUAGUACAAAUAAAAAAUGUAUCAUCCAUGAUAAGAAGGAUCAAGCUUCUUUCAUCUUUGUUUGAAGAGAUUCAAGAAUCAGAUUCACCACUUCCACCUUCUUCAAUCCUUUGUUUCAUAGAAAUCUUUUCUGUGAUCACAAGAGUGAAGGUCUUGAUCCAAGAAUGCACAGAUGGAAGCUCUCUUUGGAGUCUCAUACAAUUGGAUUUCAUUUCAAAUCAAUUUUUUGUGCUUGUAAAAGAAAUGGGAAGAGCACUUGAUAUUCUACCUCUAAAUUUGCUUAAUGUAGCACAAGAUAUAAAGGAGCAAGUUGAUCUUUUGCAUAAACAAUCCAAGAGAGUUGAACUUGAAUUAUUCAUUGAUCCUAGAGAAGUUCAAAGAAGGGAAAAUCUUUUCGAAGUAAUGUCGAAAAAUUGUUUACAAAACAAGAAGACCAACAACAAUAAAGGGUUUAUUGAUUUUGUGAAAGUGGAAGAAAUAAUGUGUAGCAUUGGUUUGAGAACUUUAUCAGAUUAUGUUGAAGAAAUAUCAAAGUUAGAAGUUGAAGCUCAGAAUCAAGCAGGAACAGGUGGACUAAUUGUUGUCUCAAACAUAAACAAUCUCAUGUCACUUGUUUCAUAUACCAAAUCAAUGGUAUUUAGAAAUGAUGGAGAAUCAGAAGAGUGUAAGCCAAUAUCUAUGUUUUUAUACAACAAAAGUAAAAUACAUGAUAAUGAUAGUUCUUCUUCAUCUUCUUUUUCUCAAUCCAUGAUGACAGUUAAUAUUCCUGACGAAUUUCGUUGUCCGAUUUCGCUAGACCUAAUGAGAGAUCCUGUGAUUGUUUCAUCAGGACACACUUAUGAUAGAAUUUCAAUUGCAGAAUGGAUUAACUCUGGUCACCACACUUGUCCUAAAAGUGGACAAAGACUAAUUCACACUGCUCUAAUACCAAACUAUGCGUUGAAGAGCCUUGUUCAUCAAUGGUGCUAUGAAAACAAUGUCAAAAUGAAUGAGGCAAUCACAAAAAACAACAAUAGUAGCAGCAAAAGGCACAAGAAUGAGAAUGCUAUUGAUCACAUUUCAGAAAACAAAGCAUCAAAAGAUGCUGUCAAAAUGACAGCAGAAUUUCUUGUUGGAAAAUUAGCAACUGGUUCGACCGAUAUCCAAAGACAAUCCGCGUACGAGAUACGUCUGCUCGCAAAAACCGGUAUGGAUAACCGAAGAAUCAUAGCCGAGGUAGGUGCUAUUCCGUUUCUAGUAACACUUUUAGUAUCUAAAGAUUCAAGAAUUCAAGAGCAUGUUGUGACUGCAUUGUUCAACCUAUCGAUCUACGACAAUAACAAGAUUUUAAUCAUGGCGGCUGGAGCGAUUGACAACAUAGUCGAAGUACUCGAAUUCGGAAAAACAAUGGAAGCAAGAGAAAAUGCAGCAGCAGCAAUAUAUAGUUUAUCUAUGAUUGAUGAUUGUAAAGUGCAAAUUGGAGCAAGUUCUAGGGCAAUACCUGCAUUAGUAGGACUAUUAAAAGAAGGUACAAUUAUAGGUAAAAGAGAUGCUGCAACUGCAUUGUUUAAUCUUGCAGUUUAUAAUCCUAAUAAAUUGAGUAUUGUUAAAAGUGGAGCAGUUACUUUGCUUGUUGAGUUGUUGAUGGAUGAUAAAGCCGGUAUAACCGACGAUUCAUUGGCGGUUCUUGCCGUUCUUUUAGGUUGUUCUGAGGGGUUGGAAGAGAUAAAGAAUAGUAAAAGUUUGGUGCCUCUUCUUAUUGAUCUUUUGAGAUUUGGUUCUGUUAAAGGGAAGGAAAAUUCAAUAACACUUUUACUUGGAUUGUGUAAAGAAGAAGGGGAAUUGGUUGCAAUGAGACUUUUGGCAAAUCCAAGGAGUAUUCCUUCUCUUCAAAGUUUGGCUGCUGAUGGUUCUUUGAGAGCUAGGAGAAAAGCUGAUGCAUUGCUUAGGUUGCUUAAUAGGUGUUGUUCUCAACCUCAUCAUUCUUUGUGAGGGGAUUAUGGUAGGAUGUGUGUGUAAUGAGUAAUGAGAUGACAUGGUGGAUACAAAGGUGUAUAUUUUUGUGAAUGUUAUACAUGAAAAAUUGUGUUCAUUUGUUGUUGUAGAUUCUUUUUUAGGUUCAAAAGCAUUUGAAGUUAAAUUUUUUUGCUAUAUCUAUUUUGUUUAA